This is a messenger RNA of Nymphalis io (European peacock), 2985 nucleotides long. RefSeq lists its product as uncharacterized. The coding region runs from base 210 to 905 and encodes 231 amino acids. The transcript is spliced from 7 exons. Lineage: Eukaryota; Metazoa; Arthropoda; Insecta; Lepidoptera; Nymphalidae. The record is from RefSeq and is a predicted model, not a curated record.
AAAUCGCUAACUCGAUAACUCGUUCGAGUUGUUCGUGACGUUCGAAAAUACCACACUACAUCAUCAUAACCUUAAACGAAUCUAUCAUUGGAUAUUUUUCUGUGGGGUUGGAGUAAUUAGUUGAAAAUGGCGAUUAACAAUUGGUGGAGAGAACCUGAUAUGGGAGGUGAUAAUUUCGUUGGGAGCGCGAGGGCUGCGCGGCGUCGCGCAUGUGGCGCAACGCGUGCGGCACGCUCGUGGCGCCGGCCGCCGACCAGGCCUGGCAGGAGAUCGUGGACGCAGCCCCGCCCGACUCCGUCUGGCACUCCUUAAGAAAUUGUAUCGCUUACCAGGCAGGAGUGUGGCAAAAUCUGUUGCUGAAGGGCAUCCCGGAUGUCAUGCAACCGGCCGCAUUCAAACUGGCAAUAGUUCUGCGUCACACACCUUCCGAGCUUACUGUGAAGCUGCUAGCUGACUUGUUGCAUUUGCAUCCACAAUCUCAAGAUUUGACAGCAUAUGUCUUGGCCCUUUUAACUGACGACGAGGCGUGGUGCGGCAGCUGCGGGUCCAGCGCGGGUCUACCCGUGGCGUGCUCGGCGUCGGGGCUGGCGGGCGCGAGCGGCGGCUGCGCGGCGGGCGGCGCGCCCAUGCGCGACCUGCAGCUGUUCGGCGACUGCGAGCUGGCCGUCAUGGCGGCCUCGCGCGAGGAGUACGACGCGCACGCCAAGCUCGUGCGCGCCGAGUACGCCAACCUCACGCAGGAGAACUACGUCGAGCUCAGGAUCAAGAUAUUAAACCAAUUCGUCCAAAUCCCCAAACUCUACAACACUUUUGAGUUCGAGAGCUUCGAGGCGGCUGCGAGGGAGAACAUCGAACGUGAGAUUUGCACCCUGCGGGAACACUUGCUGACGGGAAGGCACGAAUAGCGCCGGCUUUUCACUUAUGACUCAGAUGAUUCGCUCAGUUGAAUUGUAGAGUCAUAGUGAAACGCUGACUGUACCUGCAUUAUUUGGAUUUCAAUGUGUUUUAUUGAAACAAGAGAAUUAGUGACUCUCAUUAUUAUAGUUUGUUUUUAGUGUGUAAAGACAGAUUAACUGUAGAUUUAGUUUACAUUUUUUUUUCGUUAUUAUGAGUUGUGUACUCUUUUGUAUGUAUGAUAUUUUAUAGUUGAUAAGGAUUUAGUUAUUAUUAGCUAAUGCCCGGCAUGCAUUACAAUAACUCUUAUAAUAGUUGUGCAAACAGUUAUCCAAUAUAAUUCUCGGGUCACUUUAUGUUUGUCGAUGGCCAUACAUUAGGAAUCUACUCAUUAAUGUCAACAACUGAACAAAGUUUCAACUGCUUCACUGGUGACACAUGAUCAUCUUACAAAAAAUGUUUCAAACAUGUCGUCUUUUAAAAGAUCAUUUGACAUAAUUCAGUUUCCAAAAUUCACUGAAUGAUGGAGGAUGUUCUAUAAUUUAAUUUAUAACAAAAAUUGUUUUCGCCCACAGCUUCGCCCGAGUGUGAGGGGGUUGUUAGCUGUUACGUCCUUUUCUGUAUCCCUGAUGAUUAUUUGAACAGUUAAGACAAACAAAUAAACUAAUAUACUAAAUUUCGCAUUUAUAAUAUUAGUAAGGAUUAUAAAAUUCUAACCUAACCAAUAUAAUUUAUUGAAUUGUUCAUCAAAUGAUAUUUUAUUAAUUGAAAAGUCUUUUGGUAAUCGUUUGUCAAAUAAAUGAUUUAUGGUACCAUUUCUAUGUAUAAUGUUGAAAACAUAUUCAUAAUAUUUGUCAAAAAGUUUUUGUAAAAUUCAAUUUGUCAUAUAUUUAUAAUCAAAAAACAAGAGGCCAUUAUUGUUCAAUGAUAUGAUUGGUAUUGGAAUGCCUAUGGGACAAAUAAAGUAUUCAUUUUUAUAUAUGUAGAUAAAAUAUGCUUAUAGUUGAACAUUGAAAUUAAUAUUUCAGAAUAUAAUGGAGAUUUUAAAUGUAAUUAAAAAUAAUAUAACAUUAGUUAGUAUUGUAGUGGUUGCUACUCGCUAGUUGGUAAUUUUAACUACCAUAAACUGCUUCUGAUAAUUAAUACGUAAAAUAAUUAAAAAACAGUGAAAUAAAAGUAAAAAGUAUAUAAAACUAAAGUUUGACUCCAAUUAAUAAAUAACUCAAAGAAGUAUUUCAUAUGCUAAAAAUAAGCAUUUUGGAUAUUUAUAAAAAUAGAUUUAUAAAAGCUGUGUGCUAAUUAUCAGCUAAACUUAUAUAUUUAAAAACCACUUAACCUUCAAUUGAAAUCAUUUUUACAUUCAAUGAAUUUUUCAAAUGUAUUAUAAGUGUUGCAUUUAUUCUAGUGUUGCUAGACUAUCUAUAAUAAAAUUUUAAAUAUAUAUCUAUUUGUGUAAAUAGUUUAGUUUUAGCAUAUUAUAUUAUUAUUUGUAUCUUUUCAAAUGAAUUUUAGAAACCAUAUUGUUCAACUUUGUCGAGUGAGUUUAUCGUGAUAGUGUUGCUAGAUAUUUUAUUAUAAGUAGAUUUAAAUUUUUUUGGAUUAUAAAUACAUUUAAAGGAUGAAUUUUCAAUCGCCAGUUAACUUUUAUUUUAUGACUUCUUUAUUGUGACAGUAUUUUUACAGAACAUGUGUCAGUGUCAACGUUUUUAUUUUUACAAAAGUUAAAUGGCAGUUGAGAAAUCGCCUUUGUCUUAAAUGGAUUUGAAUAAUAAUAAAGUAAUGGCUAGUAUCUAUAAACGUUGUUUAGCUUGUGAUACUUUCUCUCUCUCUGUCAUUAUUGACUUGACAUUCAAAAGAAAAAGAAAGAUAUUUAUUUAUAAUCACACUACAACAUUUAUAAACGUGUCGACUAAAAUUAAAGAAAGCUAUUAGAAAAGUAAGUAAUUUUUUUCUGUAUUUAAUCAUAGAAAUUGAAUUGAUAUGAGCUGUGAUUUUGCUGUCAAGUAAUAUUUUUAUGUUACUCUGCUUACUUUUAAGUAGAAUAGUUAAGAUAGGCAUGUAAAAUAUUCAAAAUAACAUGUUACACUUGUA